Messenger RNA from Closterium sp. Yama58-4, 699 nucleotides. NCBI's taxonomy places the organism in Eukaryota, Viridiplantae, Streptophyta, Zygnematophyceae, Desmidiales, Closteriaceae. The record is from the annotation of a GenBank genome assembly.
AUGCGGCGGCUGGUACGAUGUCGAGCAGAUGCUGCAACGCGGCAAGGACAAGCCGCCGCAUUGCCGCCGGGCCAGGCCCCAAAGCAGAACCGGGAGGAGGAGCCUCAAGCGCGCCAGGCGGCAACGACUCCCACGGAAAGGCCCCUGGAGGAGGGGUGCCAGGUGUCGCAGCCACAUUGCGUGGCAGCGACGGACCCGGUGGCGGACCAGCGGGAGCAGGGGAGGGCGGGACAGGAGGCGCCGAAUUCAGCGGCGGGGGAAGGGAGCCGUGGUGGUGGGGAGGUUGCGGAGGUGGCGACAGGGCAGGAGGAGAUGCAGGACGCGGCGGGUGUGGCUGCUGCUGUGGAUCCGGCUGUGACGAAUGCCGCUGCUGCUGCUGGGGCGGCUGCACCGUGCGGGGCUGAGACUGCGCGCGCCCCCGGGGAUCCCGCCGACGGCGACGCGGCUGCUGCUGAUGGUGCUGCGCAGGAGGGCGCCUGUAGGGAUGGGCCCGCGCACGAAGCGAACGAUUCUAUGGGGAGCGCCAGGGCUGGCCGGGGUGCGAGGGGGCGGCCCCGCCUUCAGCCAACGCCGCGACGGCUCGGAGUAGCGCUGGCACCUGCCCGCCCAGGGCCUCUCCACGAGUGGGCUCGGCAAGAACCGACGCCGCACGAGCAAGAGCGGGCGGUGCCGGGCCCCGACGCUGAGGAGGCAUCAUGA